UUUCUUUCUUAAUGAGUCAGUCAAUGUGUAACAACACUUCCCUUUCUUGGUGUCCAAGUCAUUCCUUUUGCCUAUAUAUGUAAAACAAACACAAGGGGACUUGUUAUUUUCAUCACACAAGUCACAAACCAUGUCACCCCAGAACCAUGAAGCUCUAUGUGUAGAGAUUCAUGAAACAAACCAUUUUAUGGAAGGUUUAGCUAGUCGAACGCAGCUCGAAUGUCGUAAAAUCGGAGAAAAAUACAAGGAAAUGUAUGGGGAGGAGUUGGUGCAUUUGCUUGAGAACAGAACAAGAAGCCACAAAGAUGAGACCAGGAUUUCAGGUGAGGCUUGUGCAGGGCUGUGUAUGUUGGUGGUGAACCCACAUGAGAGGGAUGCUAUCACUGCUAAAGAGGCACUUGAUCAGCAAAGUGGGGUCAACUACAAGGCCUUGAUUGAGGUUUUUGUUGGUAGAAAGUCUAGUCAUAUUGUUUUAAUUCAACAGGCUUACCAGAAAAAGUUCAAGAGGCAGUUGGACCAUGAUAUUAUCAGUAUUGAACCUUCUCAUCCAUACAAAAGAAUACUGAUGGCAUUGGCUGCAUCACACAAAUCUCACCAUGCAGAUGUGAGUCAACACAUUGCAAAGUGUGAUGCACAGAGACUUUACCAAACAGGGGAAGGAAGACUAGGAGCCCUGGAUGAAGCUGUUGUGCUAGAGAUACUAAGCAAAAGAAGUAUUGCUCAAUUCAAGCUUGCAUUUUCUAGCUACAAGAAAAUCUAUGGGCAUGACUAUGCAAAGUCACUCAAGAAUGAAAACCCUGGUGGAUUCGAGGAUGCAUUCAAAGAAGUUGUGAGCCAUAUAUGCAAUCCAUCCAAGUACUAUGCCAAGGCAUUGUAUGCAAGCACACAAGGCACAAGUAUGGACACAAGGGCCCUGGCUAGAGUUAUGGUGAGCAGGGCUGAGAUUGACUUGGAUCAGAUUCAGAGCAUUUUUAAACAGAAAUAUGGAAUGAAACUUAAGGAUGCCAUAUCUGAGAGCACUCUAGCAGAAGAUUACAAAGUGUUUCUGAUUGCAUUGGCCAACAAGACAGACACAGACACUUCUUGCAAAUGACAACUCUCAAAAAGUUGUAAUGCAAAGUUGUUGUUUUAUAUAUUUCAAAACCUUUAUUAGCUAGUGAAGCAAAGUGUAAGAAUUUAAUAUAUGACAUUUA
Daucus carota subsp. sativus is the source of this 1193-nucleotide messenger RNA. RefSeq lists its product as uncharacterized. Lineage: Eukaryota; Viridiplantae; Streptophyta; Magnoliopsida; Apiales; Apiaceae. Bases 131 to 1093 code for a protein of 320 amino acids. The record is from RefSeq and is a predicted model, not a curated record. Gene Ontology annotation, molecular function: calcium ion binding; calcium-dependent phospholipid binding. Gene Ontology annotation, cellular component: cytoplasm. The transcript is spliced from 4 exons.